AAUUAACGGUAAUACUCCACCCGCCAAAAAUGGAGAAAUCACCACCCAUGGAUUUGCAGGUUUUGCAUUCCAACGGCUACUUCUCCAGUGCCUGAAUAUUUCGAACUCCAAACCAGCUGAAGAUGGCUUCAACCUUCCCUCACACCUACUUCUACAAUUCCAAACGACCCAGAAACGCUUCGAGGGAAAAACGAGCCCGAACCCCACAAACAAACCCGGACACUGACCUAAUACUGAAGCCACGGAUCUUCAAAACAGCCCGAAGUAAGAGAAAUCAAUCGUUUUUGGUUGAACGAAACAGUGUCUCGCUCACUAGAGCUCUUUCCUCGUAUGUGGAACGUGGGUACAUGAAGAAGGCACUCGACCUGUUUGAGAAUAUGCGUCAGUGUGAUACUUUCAUUUGGAAUGUGAUGAUUAGAGGGUUUGUUGAUAAUGGAUUGUUUUGGGAUGCGGUUGAUUUUUACCAUAGAAUGGAAUUCGGAGGGGUUAGAGGUGAUAAUUUCACUUACCCGUUUGUGAUAAAGGCGUGUGGUGGGUUGUAUGAUUUGGCAGAAGGAGAGAGGGUUCAUGGGAAAGUGAUUAAGAGUGGGUUGGAUUUGGAUGUUUAUAUUGGGAAUUCACUUAUUAUUAUGUAUGCGAAGAUUGGGUGUAUUGUGUCUGCGGAGAUGGUGUUCCGGGAAAUGCCUGUUAGGGACUUGGUUUCUUGGAAUUCUAUGAUUAGUGGGUACGUUUCAGUUGGGGAUGGUUGGAGAUCACUGUCGUGUUUUCGUGAAAUGCAAGCAUCUGGUAUUAAACUGGAUAGGUUCAGUGUGAUUGGCAUACUUGGUGCUUGUUCUCUUGAGGGUUUUCUGCGAAAUGGGAAGGAAAUUCACUGCCAAAUGAUGCGAAGUAGGCUUGAAUUGGAUGUUAUGGUUCAGACAUCACUGGUAGACAUGUAUGCAAAAUGUGGUAGGAUGGAUUAUGCAGAGAGGUUGUUUGAUCAAAUUACUGAUAAAAGCAUUGUGGCAUGGAAUGCUAUGAUAGGGGGAUAUUCUCUAAAUGCACAAUCCUUUGAGUCAUUUGCUUAUGUGAGAAAGAUGCAGGAGGCUGGAAAAUUGCAUCCUGAUUGGAUUACAAUGAUAAACUUGCUCCCUUCUUGUGCACAGUUAGAAGCAAUCUUGCUGGGUAAAUCUGUUCAUGGCUUUGCAAUUAGAAAUGGGUUUCUCCCUCAUCUGGUCUUGGAGACUGCUCUGGUAGAUAUGUAUGGAGAGUGCGGAAAGCUGAAACCAGCAGAAUGUUUGUUUGGUCAAAUGAAUGAAAGGAAUUUGAUAUCUUGGAAUGCCAUGAUCGCUUCUUAUAUGAAAAAUGGGGAGAACAGGAAGGCCAUGACACUGUUCCAAGAUCUUUGCAACAAGACUCUUAAACCAGAUGCAACUACAAUUGCUAGCAUCCUGCCCGCCUAUGCCGAGUUAGCCUCAUUGAGAGAGGCAGAACAAAUUCAUGGUUAUGUCACGAAAGUAAAGCUUGAUUCAAAUACCUUUGUCUCUAAUUCUAUUGUUUUUAUGUAUGGAAAAUGUGGGAAUCUCCUGAGAGCAAGGGAAAUUUUUGAUAGGAUGACUUUUAAGGAUGUCAUUUCAUGGAACACGGUCAUUAUGGCUUAUGCCAUUCAUGGGUUCGGGAGAAUUUCCAUUGAAUUGUUCUCUGAGAUGAGGGAGAAGGGCUUUGAACCUAAUGGCAGUACUUUUGUUUCCUUGUUAUUAUCUUGUAGUGUUGCUGGCUUGGUCAAUGAAGGGUGGGAAUACUUCAAUUCAAUGAAAAGAGACUACAAUAUCAAUCCGGGAAUAGAGCAUUAUGGUUGUAUACUUGAUCUUAUUGGUCGCACCGGGAAUCUUGACCAUGCCAAGAAUUUCAUUGAAGAAAUGCCACUGGCUCCCACAGCCAGAAUAUGGGGAUCUUUGUUGACUGCAAGUAGAAACAAAGGAGAUGUAGAGUUAGCUGAAAUUGCAGCUGAGCACAUUUUAUCCCUGGAACACGACAAUACUGGUUGUUAUGUCUUGCUUUCUAAUAUGUAUGCUGAAGCGGGGAGGUGGGAAGAUGCGGAGCGGAUUAAAUUUCAUAUGAAGAAAGAGGGAUUAGAAAAAUCAGUUGGAUGUAGUGUGGUUGACCUCAGUAGUAAGACUUUCAGGUUCGUGAAUCAAGAUCGGUCCGACAAUGAAAUCAACAUGGUCUAUGAUGUGUUAGAUAUCAUCUCAAAGAAGAUAGGAGAAGAUGUUUAUGUUCAUAGUCUCACCAAGUUCAGACCAUCUGAUUUAGAGAAAAAAAGAGCAAACUCGCCAAAAAGUCACAGUUUGAGGUUAGCAAUUUGCUUUGGCUUGAUCUCAACAACUAUUGGAAACCCUGUUCUUGUAAGAAAAAACAUUAGAAUAUGUGAAGCUUGCCAUAGAUUUGCAAAGAGGAUUUCAGAGACAACUAAAAGAGAGAUAAUAGUCAGGGAUUCAAAGAUCUUUCACCACUUCAACGGUGGGCAUUGUUCAUGUGGAGAUUAUUGGUGACCAGAGUUGUUUCAAAAACAUUUUCUUUGGUAAUUAACACGAUGUAAACAUCUCUUCAUCCAUGUAUUUAUUGUAUCACAGGAGUAAUGAAAUUAAUCUGUUUCAUCU
Vitis riparia (riverbank grape) is the source of this 2639-nucleotide messenger RNA. RefSeq names its product pentatricopeptide repeat-containing protein At4g35130, chloroplastic. Gene Ontology annotation, molecular function: RNA binding; protein binding; zinc ion binding. The record is from RefSeq and is a predicted model, not a curated record. Gene Ontology annotation, biological process: RNA modification. The transcript has a single exon. Lineage: Eukaryota; Viridiplantae; Streptophyta; Magnoliopsida; Vitales; Vitaceae. The coding region runs from base 123 to 2531 and encodes 802 amino acids.